AUGCAACCAUCGGCCAUCCCGGACACCCUCCCUACUCCACCAUCAAGCGCUCCAUCUGUCCCCGCCCUCAUCCGCCCGGUUCCAUUGAACGCCAAAGAUGAGAGGUUCCGUGCUCAAAAGGCACUAUUUAUGGCCGCCUCAAAUUUUGGCCUCUACGCUAAAAUGACUGAAGAGACGGGAAAUGCACUCCAUGCUCGAGAGAGUCCAAAUGCUCUGAAUAUGCUUCAAAAACAAUUUGGAGGAGAGGGACAAACCCCACUCAAUCCGUUCAGAGCGAUUGGGCUUGAACCUCCUCGCGCCGAACCAAAACCUGUUGCGCCGAAGAAAAUGCCUCCCAAUGGUGGAUCAGUUCCACCAAUUCUCCAACACCCACCCUCAUCAGGCUUUCCACUUCACUUCAUGACCCCAUUGCUGAUGAGUUUGCCGUUUUCAGGACUCUCUAUGGAGCAAUUUGCUACUCAAUGUAACCAAGACCUCACAUAUCAAUUAUUCUGUUUCCUCUACAAUUCUAGAAUUGCAGCAUCAAUUCGAGGGUUGCCACAACUUCCCGCUGUCCCUGCACCAUCAGGGCAGCCGGAGCAACCGGGAGAAGAAAGAAAUCGAAAACGGAAAAACACAGAAGAUGGUUCAAAAAAUGAGAAAAAAAGCAAAACGUCAGGUAAUUAG
This is a messenger RNA of Caenorhabditis remanei, 666 nucleotides long. RefSeq lists its product as uncharacterized. The coding region runs from base 1 to 666 and encodes 221 amino acids. The record is from RefSeq and is a predicted model, not a curated record. The transcript is spliced from 4 exons. Lineage: Eukaryota; Metazoa; Nematoda; Chromadorea; Rhabditida; Rhabditidae.